This is a messenger RNA of Metopolophium dirhodum (rose-grain aphid), 2727 nucleotides long. Its product is annotated as facilitated trehalose transporter Tret1-like. Gene Ontology annotation, biological process: transmembrane transport. The transcript is spliced from 8 exons. The record is from RefSeq and is a predicted model, not a curated record. Lineage: Eukaryota; Metazoa; Arthropoda; Insecta; Hemiptera; Aphididae. Gene Ontology annotation, molecular function: transmembrane transporter activity. The coding region runs from base 163 to 1572 and encodes 469 amino acids. Gene Ontology annotation, cellular component: membrane.
AAACUAUGAAGCGCUUAAUGUCUGAAGAUUAAUUACGAACAUCAAACCACAUAAGAUUACGUAUUUUUAAAUCAGUGCAAGUGGAAUUAUAUUCAUAUAAACUGAUUCAAAUGAACAUGCUUUAAUUACAAUUUAAAAACUAAAGGAUUCCGCUCUAACAAUAUGGAAGAAAGAAAUAAUUAUGAUUAUGGAAUCAAAUCAACUUUAGCUCAAUGCUGGGCUAUAUCAGGAGCUUGGUUAUUGCAAAUUGAUCUCGGCCUACAAGUCAUAACAUCCACAAUAGUCAUAGGUGCCUUAGAAAACAACAGGCCCAAAAACAAAAAUGAGUUUUUGACCAUAACAAGCGAAGAAGCAUCUUGGUUCGGUAGUCUGCAAUAUUUAUUCACACCUCUGGGAAAUUUUUUUUCUUUGGUUUUGUUGGACCGUCUUGGUCACAAGAAGUGUAUGAUACUGACAACCAUACCAUGCCUAGGAGCUCAGAUCAUACUGUAUUACGCCAAAAAUAUAGAAAUGCUGUACGUCAGCUCAAGUAUGAUGGCACUGAGCAUAGGGUUUCUGAACCCCCCGAGUCUUGGUUACACCGGGGAAGUGUGCGAUCCGAAACUAAGAGGCACCUUGACUUCGUCAAUGAAUAUAUUUUACUACGUGGGAACCAUAAUAUUGACUAUGAUGUACAGUAUUACCAAGCAAUGGAGGUUGACGAUGAUAGUGGCAACAGUGUUUCCAAUUUUAACCAUUAUUAUAUUAUUAACGGCACCAGAAUCUCCGAUGUGGUUAUUGGCCAACGGAAAACAUUUAAAAGCACACCGAAAUCUCCGCAGAUUGAGAGGAAAAGUAUCGCACGAAAAAUGUGAAAAUGAAUUUCAAGAAAUGAUUAAAUACAGUGUGCCCGCUAAAAGUGACAAACCUAAUCAUAACAAUAAUACAAAUGAUUGGAAACAACUUUUUAAACCCGAAGUACUAAGACCAUUUCGUUUAAUGAUGAUGUAUUUCUUCUUCAAGAAUUUAUUUUCUGUAUUACCAUUAUUACCAUAUUUAGUAUCAAUAUUUAAUAAAUUUGGCGCACCCGUAAACGUCGAAUGGACAAUAUCAUUUUCGAUGAGCCUUUGUAUAGCGGGAAGUGUAAUGGCAGUUUUUCUAAUACGUAUAUUGGGCAAAAGAUUACUAACGUUAUUUUCGUUAUCGGUUUGCUCCGUUUGCUAUAUAAUCAUUGGACUAAUCGGUGUUAAUUGGACAAAUACGGAACCAUUAAAAUCUUGGAUAGUACUUAUACUUUUUCUUACUAAUAAUUUAAUUUCAUCGGCUGGAUUAACGCCAAUCGCAUGGACACUUCUCACUGAAGUAUUUCCUGCAAAGAGCAAGAACAUUGCAUGCAACCUUAGUACAGCAUCAUUCUUUGUGAUCACCUUCUUCAUGACAAAAUUUUACCCAGAAUUGUCAAUAUUAGUGGAAUUUUAUAAUGUAUUUACUAUAAAUGGCAUAAUUGGUUUAUUUGGCUGUAUAUAUUUCUAUUUUUGUUUACCAGAAACCGAAAACAAAACCUUACAAGAAAUUUCCGAGUUUUUCAAAUAGAAUUCAAAGCUCAAAUUUAAAAUUUAUUUUCUUCAUUAUAUAACAGUCUCAGUAAGGUUUGCUCUAGCAAAGACAAUUUAGAACAGAUUUUUAUUUUCAGAAUUUUUUUUUUAUUAUUGAUUAUUUGUUAUUGUUCAUGUAAUUUACGUUUUUUCGUACGUUUCUGAUAAUUUUAACCUGUAAAUAAAGUCCAUUUUAAAUUUUAAUUUUUCCUCACACGAUUCAUUCAAUGUAUGUAUUUAUCAAAAUUGUGAAAUUUCGUUGUAUGAUAUAUUUUAAUUGUCGUUUAUAAUUAUUAAAUAGUUUAUCUUUAAAUUAUAUUCUGUCAUUUCAAAAUUCAAAGACGUAACUGCUGAAUGUGAAAUUGAGUUUUAAUAGUAUAAUAUAUAAGUACAUUAUUAAAAUGUUACGGAAUAAAUAUCAAUAACAUUAAUAUAAAAGUUGAGUUUUUUUCACUCAUCUGUAGGCAGGGCUUGAUCCGUUAUCAAAAUUAUUAAAAUAAUUAAAAAACUUUUGAUACCUGUUACCGGCUUAAAACCGGUCCUUUCGUUAGCGGUAACCCAUUACCGGUACUAUACAGAGUGAUUCUUUUAUCAUUGAACACUCAUUAUUUCAAGAAGUGUAAAUGUUUUGAAAAUAUUAUUUUACAUAGUUUCAAGUUGGUACAUAACAACGUUUUUAUUAAAAAAUUAUAUUUUCAAAUAUUUUUUAUCCUUACAUUUAUGUUUAAAAUUUUCGUAUAUAGUGGGUUGCAAUAAUUUUAUAAAAUAGAAUUUAAAACUCAAAUGUAAAAUUUCUUUUCUUCAUUAUAUAACAGUCUCAGUGAGUUUUGCUCUACCAAAGACCAUUUAGGGAACAGAUAUUGUCCACACUUAUAAUUUUUUUUUUUUUAUCGAUUUGUUUUUUUUCAUAUAACUUAAGUUUUUUUGUACGUUUCUGGUAUAUUUAACCUGUAAAUUAAGUCUAUUUUAAAGUUAAUUUUUCCUGAUACAGGGUUUUUAUAUACCUUUGUCGUUUAUAUGUAUUAAAUAGUUUAUAUUUCAAAAAUAUACUGUCAUGUCAGAGCAAUGACGUAAACUGCUAGAUGUAAUAAUUGAGUUUUAAUAAUUUAUUAUAAGCCGUAAAUAUAUAAUAUAAUAUACCUUAUUAAAAUGU